Messenger RNA from Theobroma cacao (cacao), 1212 nucleotides. Its product is annotated as DUF1677 family protein (DUF1677). The record is from RefSeq and is a predicted model, not a curated record. NCBI's taxonomy places the organism in Eukaryota, Viridiplantae, Streptophyta, Magnoliopsida, Malvales, Malvaceae.
AUCAUUGGGCUCUCUUUCUUUCUCUUAUAAAAAAAAGAGAAAGAAAAGCCUUCUUUCUCCACUGUUUCUCUCAUUUAUAAGUGCUUUUGAGUGGAGAAUUUUGUGGACGAUAAACAAAAAGCAAUCUCUUGGUUUUUGUUCAUAUAGAGAUUUGGUCUCUAGGGCUCUUUCAAAGUAAUCAAGUGAAGGGUCUUUGAAGUGUUGUUGUACAGUUCUUUGAAAGAAAGAAAGGGAGGCUUCAAGGAAAUGGUUUUCAUGUGUGAGAUUUUUUUCACUGCAGGAAAGGUGGAAGAAGGAGAGUGGGAGAAAGAGAGAUAACAGAAAAAAGAGACAUAUAAUUCACCUAAAUAACCAUACUACCAGAAGUAGAGAGGGAGAUUUGUAAGCAAGAGCCAAAAAAGAUUUGAAUCAUCUGCUUCUCUGCUGGGCUACUGGCAAUGUCUGCUACAAUAAUCAGUGAUCCAAUGGUGGUAUCAGCAGCAGCACCGGAAACUCAAGCAACGGCAGCAAAACUUGUUGCACAAAGUGAAGUUGAGUUUGCAAAAUGCGAUUGCUGUGGGCUAACCGAGGAGUGUACCCCAGCAUACAUCGAAAGGGUACGCGAACGAUAUCAAGGUAAAUGGAUUUGUGGCCUUUGUGCUGAAGCUGUCAAAGAUGAGAUCAUAAGGUCGGAGAGGCUUAUUAGUACGGAGGAAGCAAUGGCAAGGCACAUGAAUUUUUGCAAAAAAUUUGUCUCCUCCGGACCCCCUCCUGAUCCUACCGUUCAUUUGAUAUCUGCUAUGAGAAGUAUUCUUAGGAGGAGUUUGGAUUCUCCAAGAGGUUUAAGAUCAACCCCAACUAGUCCUACAAGAAAAGUUGGCGAAAUCCGGGGUCCAGGGCUUACCAGGUCUGAAAGUUGUUUCCCUACCCUGUCUGGUUGAUACAAGGUAUAUAAGAGACAAUGAAGGGGAAUAAAGAGAACCUUGGGGGGAAUUCAAGUUGACAUGCAGCAAUUACAGAGAACAGAGCUUAGGGCUGUUUGGCCCGAUAACUAUGUUUUCGAAUUCCUCCAAUUGUAUGUAUCAAUGAUUAAAAAAACCGAAGAGCAAAGAAUUAAAAAAGGAAAAAGAAAAAGCAAUUCAUGUUUAAGGUUACAUUUAGAUGCUUAUGUAGUUCUUAAUGUCAAAUAUUUAACUCCUCUGUUAUUAGAAAUCUAAUUCUUCUUUCAGAUAA